Messenger RNA from Penicillium soppii, 1101 nucleotides. Its product is annotated as alpha-hydroxy acid oxidase. The record is from RefSeq and is a predicted model, not a curated record. NCBI's taxonomy places the organism in Eukaryota, Fungi, Ascomycota, Eurotiomycetes, Eurotiales, Aspergillaceae. The transcript has 9 exons. The coding region runs from base 1 to 1101 and encodes 366 amino acids. Gene Ontology annotation, molecular function: FMN binding; oxidoreductase activity.
AUGGCUCACCGCGGGGAGACUCUUCAUAAAGAUGUAUGCUGCAUCGCUGACUUGAAAAAAUUGGGGAGUAGUCGGCUGGCACCGAUGGUUAGAGAUUAUUAUAAUGAAGGAGCUAUGGAUUUGAUCACUCUUAACGAGAACGAAACCGCUUAUGAUCGUUAUAAAAUCCGUCCGCGAAUCUUAGUCAAUGUCGACAAGAUCGACACAACCACCGAGAUCCUCGGAAGCAAGGUCUCACUCCCCUUCGGCUUCAGUCCCGCCGCAUCAAUGAAACUCGCCCACUCAGACGGAGAACUGGCAACUUCUCGUGCAGCCGCAAAAUACGGCCUCUUCAUGGGCCUCUCCUCUUACUCAAAUUACGCGCUGGAGGACGUCGCCGCUCAGGGCGCGGGAAAUCCAUACGUGAUGCAAAUGUGUGUUCUGCGGGAUCGGGCGAUUACAAUCCAGCUUUUGAAGCGAGCGGAAAAGGCAGGAUACAAGGCGCUAUUUCUAUCCGUCGAUGUGCCUGUUCUGGGGAAGAGAUUGAAUGAAUACCGUCACGAGUACACUAUCCCAGAAGAUAUGUCGUGGCCUAAUAUUCUUAGUCACGGAGGUGAUCACUCGGACCGCACUGAUUAUGACCCCAGCCUUGACUGGGAGAGCACAAUUCCUUGGUUGCGAGAACACACUUCUCUGCCGAUUUGGCUUAAGGGUGUAACCACUCCCGAAGACAUUGAACUCGCUCUUGAAUAUGGCGUCGACGGAGUCGUCGUUUCAAACCACGGAGGUCGACAGUUGGACGGUGCACCAUCAACAUUGGACGCACUACGAGUUUGUGCACCUAUAGCCAAGGGGCGUAUCCCAAUCACUGUUGAUGGGGGGAUCCGACGAGGCUCGGACAUCUUCAAGGCCCUAGCUCUGGGAGCUGAUUUCUGUUUCAUUGGAAGGAUUCCGUUCUGGGGUCUUGCUUAUAAUGGACAAGACGGAGUAGAGCUGGCAAUUCGGAUUCUUCGCCAAGAGCUGAGGAUCACCAUGGCACUGGCCGGGUGCCGGUCGAUUAGCGAGAUUCAACAAUGCUAUCUGUCCAUUUUGCAGCCAGAUGGCAUUCUUGCAAAGCUAUGA